CCGGAGGGCGUGGCCAGUCCUCAUCCAGACCUAUUGAAAAGCAGUGGCGUCUUUCUUCGAGGACUCAGUGCAGCUUUGAGGAGCGCGCAAGGCAGCAGCCCGGGACUGCCCCCUCUGAAACAAGUGCGCGACAAACGGCCACAACACGUGAACGGCACGAGCGGGACGCACCGCCUGGACCCGUGGUGAUUCUUUAUCAGUUUGUGUGUUUUUCUCCUGGAAUGGACCUCACAGCCAAAAUGGAAAUUAACGUCAGCCAGCAGCAGCUCAUGCCGCCUGCCUGCUUCUUUUCGGGCCGCGCGGCGCAGAGCAUCCAGCUGAGCCCGAGCGGCAGCAGCCAGAGCAGCGGCAAGUCUGCGUCCAAGCAGCCCAAGAGGCAGCGCUCCUCCUCCCCGGAGCUGCUGCGCUAGAGGAGGCUGAAUUUCGCGGGUUUUGGCUACAACCUGCCGCAGCAGCAGCCGCACGCAGUGGCUCGGAGGAACGAACGGGAGCGCAACCGGGUGAAGCUGGUCAACAACGGGUUCGCCACCUUGCGGGAGCACGUCCCCAACGGCGCCGCCAACAAGAAGAUGAGCAAAGUGGAGACGCUGCGCUCUGCCGUGGAGUACAUCCGCGCCCUGCAGCAGCUGCUGGACGAACACGACGCGGUGAGCGCGGCGUUUCAGUCCGGAGUCCUGUCGCCCACCAUGUCGCAGGGAUACUCCGCGGACAUGAACUCCAUGGCGGGUUCUCCCGUGUCCUCCUACUCAUCAGACGAGGGCUCCUACGACCCCCUCAGUCCAGAAGAGCAGGAGUUGCUGGACUUCACCAACUGGUUCUGAGCAUCCAUGAAAAAUGGAUCAACUCAAUUUACUGUCGUCCUGCGCUUGGGAUGGUCCUGGAGGAGGCUGGGUGUCCUCAAGAACAAAACGCACCGUACACGCGUUUUGGUCCUGCGUCCUCACCGCCCGGUCCUCCCAGACUGACAGACAGACACACGGCCUUAAGGUCCUGAAAACUUGGGGAAAAUCAGGCCAGAGAUCAGCGCCAAAGGAUUAAAGGAAGACGGGUCUCCUGACAGCGUGGGAAUCCAAGCUACUGUGCAUUUGCCCAUGAUAAACAAACAAAAACCCUAAAGUGAAUUCAUGCUCUUCGGCAGCACAUUAAAAACAUUAUUUAAUACGCCGCUCUUCAACUAUGCUUAUCCAAUCACACAACACCAACCCUUUGGUAAACCUCUCAGACGUCGAAUUCAGAAAAUGCUUCCAAGUCGCGGAUUUAUUCUAUAAAAUUCUAUAUCAAACGCUUUUUUUGAAAUAUAUUAAGAUAUUUUUGUAUGUAAGAGAUUUAUAGAUGUUUUGUACACAUCCUUUUGUAUAUAUUUUGUCUAUAUAUUGCGAAGUUGCUUCUAUACCUCCUGCCUAUGUAGACGUGUAGUCUAUUAUUCUCUGGCUCUUCUGUUCAUGAGGUUUCCAGACGGAGUUUGAUACUCCGAGGUUUUAUUCUAGCACCAAUGUGUCUUAUUUAAUAGCAGAACCAUGUUAUUACAUUUUGUCAUGUCACAAUGAUCAAAAACUUAUGCAGCUAUUGUCCAAACAAGUGCAAUGGCCACGCAUUGUCUCUUUAUACUGCCAGCUCUAUAUCUUCACAUAAACAGAUGCUGAAAAUGAGAAGUCUUAUAACCAUAUUUUCUACACUGUAGUCCAAGAAUAAAAGAUCAGAUGCUACUGAA
This is a messenger RNA of Acanthochromis polyacanthus (spiny chromis), 1711 nucleotides long. It is a transcript of the gene ascl1a, whose product is annotated as achaete-scute family bHLH transcription factor 1a. Gene Ontology annotation, biological process: developmental process; regulation of transcription by RNA polymerase II. The record is from RefSeq and is a predicted model, not a curated record. Lineage: Eukaryota; Metazoa; Chordata; Actinopteri; Pomacentridae. Gene Ontology annotation, molecular function: DNA-binding transcription factor activity, RNA polymerase II-specific; protein dimerization activity; RNA polymerase II transcription regulatory region sequence-specific DNA binding.